AUGACUGCUCUUGCAGAUGGGGCCAUCCUGGCUUGCAGGUUGCCAGGGACCGGGCUUCACUGGGCUCUUUGGCCUUGCAGGGAGGUUGCGCUUAUUCGGAGCCCUGCCGAUUCCAAGUCACGGCCGUUGAUCUCCAUGUGUGCUUGCGUUAUUUGCAGCCGCAAGCUGAAGUCAGCAAGCCGUAUGGUUGUUCCUUGCAACGUGCGCCGGAAUUUGCGAGCCCGCAGAAUCACAGCGCUGGGGCCACGUUGGCUCGUUAGCAACUUGGUUGAGCUUUUGCCCAUGUGGGUGCAGCUCGAGUGUCAGUAUAGAUCCAUUUCCCAGUAA
Effrenium voratum is the source of this 327-nucleotide messenger RNA. NCBI's taxonomy places the organism in Eukaryota, Dinophyceae, Suessiales, Symbiodiniaceae. The record is from the annotation of a GenBank genome assembly.